Molecule: messenger RNA, 6533 nt
Organism: Suricata suricatta (meerkat)
Lineage: Eukaryota; Metazoa; Chordata; Mammalia; Carnivora; Herpestidae
Gene: GTF3C1
Product: general transcription factor IIIC subunit 1
Exons: 38
Coding region: 58-6252 (2064 amino acids)
Biological process (GO): transcription initiation at RNA polymerase III promoter; 5S class rRNA transcription by RNA polymerase III
Cellular component (GO): transcription factor TFIIIC complex
Molecular function (GO): DNA binding
Source: RefSeq, a predicted model, not a curated record
CAGGGCCCUUCGCGUCCUGGUGCGCAGGCGCCGGGGGAGCUGCCCACCGAAGUAGCAAUGGACGCGCUCGAGUCGUUGUUGGACGAGGUGGCCCUCGAGGGGCUUGAUGGCCUGUGUCUGCCUGCGCUGUGGAGCCGUCUGGAGACGCGAGUGCCGCCCUUCCCCCUGCCUUUGGAGCCCUACACGCAGGAGUUCCUGUGGCGGGCCCUUGCCACGCACCCGGGCAUCAGCUUUUAUGAAGAGCCUCGGGAGCGACCCGACCUCCAGCUCCAGGACCGAUAUGAAGAGAUUGACUUGGAAACCGGGAUUCUGGAGUCCCGGAGGGAUCCCGUCCCUCUGGAGGAUGUCUACCCCAUUCACAUGAUCUUGGAGAACAAGGAUGGCAUCCAGGGGUCCUGCCGGUACUUUAAGGAGAGGAAGAACAUCACCAACGACAUCCGGACCAAGUCUUUACAGCCCCGCUGUAUGAUGGUGGAGGCCUUCGGCAGGUGGGGAAAGAGACUGAUCAUCGUCGCCUCCCAGGACAUGCGGUACCGGGCCUUGAUCGGCUUGGAGGGUGACCCCGACCUAAAGCUCCCUGACUUCUCCUACUGCAUUUUGGAGCGCUUGGGCCGGUCUCGGUGGCAAGGGGAGCUCCAGCGCGACCUCCACAGCACGGCUUUCAAGGUCGAUGCUGGGAAGCUCCACUAUCACCGGAAAAUUCUGAACAAAAAUGGGCUCAUCACGAUGCAGUCCCACGUGAUCCGAUUGCCCACCGGAGCCCAGCAGCACUCGAUUCUCCUCCUCCUGAACCGGUUUCACGUGGACAGGAGGAGCAAGUACGACAUCCUCAUGGAGAAGCUCUCGGGAAUGCUGAGCACGCGGAGCAACCAGAUGGAGACCCUGGGCCGGCUGAGGGAGGAGCUGGGGCUGUGUGAGCGGACCUUCAAGCGGCUGUACCAGUACAUGCUGAACGCUGGCCUCGCCAAGGUGGUGUCUCUCCCCCUACAAGAGAUUCACCCUGAGUGUGGACCUUGUAAGACAAAGAAAGGGACGGACGUCAUGGUGCGCUGCCUCAGGCUGCUGAAGGAGUUCAAGCGGAAGAUGGAGGACGACCACGACCAGGACGACGACGAGGACGAGGAGGUCAUCUCCAAGGGGGUGCCCCCGGUGGACAUCGUGUACGAGCGGGACAUGCUCACGCAGACCUACGAGCUCAUUGAGCGCAGAGGCACGAAAGGAAUUUCCCAGGCUGAGAUCCGAGCGGCUAUGAACGUGGGAAAGCUGGAGGCCAGAAUGCUGUGUCGUCUUCUUCAGCGAUUCAAGGUUGUCAAGGGUUUCAUGGAAGACGAGGGGCGGCAGCGGACCACCAAGUACAUCUCCUGCGUGUUUGCAGAGGAGAGCGAUCUUAGCCGGCAGUACAAGAGAGAGAAGGCCCGGAGCAAGCUGCUGACCACCGUGAGCUUGGCCGCGGUGCAGGAUGAGUCCCUCCUGCCUGAGGUGGAGGACAGCUUCCUCUCCGACUCGGACAGCGAAGAGGAGCGCGGCGGCGGCAACAAGAGGAGAGGCAGAGGUGGCUGGAAAGUAAGCCUCCCCCCACUGAAGAAGCAGCGGGCCCCCUCCCUGGCGGCCGAGGAGAAGGCCCGCCUGAGCUCUGCAGGCGGGGACGGCGGCCUGGAUCCCGGCGCGCCUUUCGGCUCCCACCGGAUGGAGAGUAGCAGCGGUGACAUCACCAUGAUCGAAGAGGUCAGGCUUGACAACCCGAAGGAGAGCGGCAGUUCCCAGAAGACUGGGAAGCACGGCCCGGGCCCAGACAAGCCCCACGAGACGUACCGGCUGCUCAAGCGCAGGAAUCUGAUCAUAGAGGCCGUCACCAACCUGCGCCUAAUCGAGAGCUUGUUCACGAUUCAGAAAAUGAUCAUGGAUCAGGAGAAGCAAGAAGGCGUGUCUACUAAGUGCUGUAAGAAGUCCAUCGUCCGCUUGGUGCGGAACCUGUCCGAGGAAGGCCUCUUGCGGCUGUACCGGACUACGGUUGUUCAGGAUGGCAUCAAGAAGAAGGUGGACCUGGUCGUGCACCCGUCCAUGGACCAGAACGACCCACUUGUGCGGAGCGCCAUCGAGCAAGUGCGCUUCCGGAUCUCCAACUCCAGCAUGGCGAACAGGGUCAAAGUGGUCCAGCCUCCAGCACCUCAACCAGAGGCCAAAGAAGAAAGUCCAGAAAAAGAGGGUCCGAGCGGGUCAGGGGACUCUCAGCUGAAUACACCCUCCAAAUCAGAAACUGGACGGCUGAAAAAAACGGAUGAGAAGAUGGGCAUCACCCAGCUGAAAAAUUAUCACCCUGUUGUAGUUCCAGGACUCGGCCGUUCGCUAGGGUUCCUACCCAAAAUGCCUCGCCUGCGGGUGGUGCACAUGUUCCUGUGGUACCUCAUCUACGGGCACCCUGCCAGCCAGGUGCGGGCGAGGCCCGGCCUUGGCGGGGAGAGAAGACCGGGCAGGCAGGAGUCCAGCAGGGCCCGACCCUUCCCCAGGACCCACGUGGAGGCCGCCCCCGAUGGCCCACCCAAGGACAGCCUAGGCAGAACCUUCCUGGAGACUGAAGUGGAGCCCCCCACGGAGAAGGUGUACGUGGACGAGGCCUCAUGGAUGCGCUAUGUCCCUCCCAUCCCAGUCCAUAAGGACUUUGGCUUCGGCUGGGCUCUUGUCAGUGACAUCCUUCUCUGCCUGCCCCUUUCCAUCUUCAUCCAGAUUGUGCAAGUCAGUUACAAGGUAGAAAGCCUUGAGGAGUUUCUGAACGACCCCCUGAGGAAGCACACGCUGAUCCGCUUCCUGCCCAGGCCCAUCCGACAGCAGCUCCUGUACAAGAGGCGUUACAUUUUCUCCGUCGUGGAGAACCUUCAGAGGCUGUGCCACAUGGGGCUGCUGCAGUUUGGCCCCACAGAAAAGUUUCAGGACAAGGAUCAGGUCUUCAUCUACUUGAAGAAGAACGCGGUCAUCGUUGACACCACCAUCUGUGACCCGCAUUAUAACCUGGCCCGCAGCAGCCGGCCCUUCGAAAGGCGUCUUUAUGUCCUGAAGUCCAUGCAGGACGUGGAGAACUACUGGUUUGACCUGCAGUGCGUCUGCCUCAACACCCCUCUCGGUGUGGUGCGCUACCCACGCGUCAGGAAGAACAGCGCCCAGGACGAGGGCACCGACGAGGAGGGCAAUCUGCAGAAGGAGCAGGAGAGCGCUGUCGACAAGCACAACCUGGAGCGCAAGUGUGCCCUGAUGGAGUACAGCACAGGGAGCCGUGAGGUCGUGGAUGAAGGCUCAAUCCCCGGGGACGGCCUGGGAGCCGCCGGGCUCGACUCCAGUUUCUACGGGCACCUAAAGCGUAACUGGAUCUGGACCAGCUACAUCAUCAACAAGGCCAAGAAGGAGAACACUGCUUCUGAGAACGGGCUCAUGGUGAGACUCCAGACGUUUCUGUCCAGGCGCCCGUUGCCACUCAGUGCUGGAGGCGGUGGCAGGUUGAGUAUCUGGGGCGGGGAAGCCAGAGCAGGAUCUCAGCUCUGCGCCGACAGGGAAGAGCAGUUCGAGAUGGACCGAGAGCCCACGCUGGACCGGAACUGGAGAGUGAGGGGUGGGAAAAGCCAGAAGCGGAAACGGCUGAAGAAAGACCCAGGGAAGAAGAUCAAAAAAAAGAAAAAAGAAGAGUCCCCCAAAGAGAAAAACCGGAGGCUGCGUUACCACGACGAGGCUGACCAGAGCGCGCUGCAGAGGAUGACCCGGCUGCGUGUCACCUGGUCCAUGCAGGAGGACGGGCUGCUCAUGCUCUGCCGCAUCGCCAGCAAUGUCCUCAAUGCCAAGGUGAAGGGCCCAUUUGUCCCCUGGCAAGUCGUGCGGGACAUAUUGCACUCAACCUUCGAAGAGUCUCUGGACAAAACCUCCCACUCGGUCGGACGAAGAGCUCGCUACAUAGUCAGAAACCCCCAGGCCUACCUGAACUAUAAGGUGUGCCUGGCCGAGGUGUACCAGGAUAAAGCACUUGUCGGGGAUUUCAUGAAUCGAAAGGGUGACUACGAGGACCCAAAGGUUUGUGCCAACGAGUACAAAGAAUUUGUGGAGAAGCUCAAAGAGAAGUUCAGUUCAGCCCUCAAGAAUCCUAAUCUUGAAAUCCCAGACACGCUCCAGGAGCUGUUUGCCAGAUACCGGGUUUUGGCGAUUGGAGAUGAAAAGGAUCCGACCAGGAAAGAGGAUGAACUCAAUAGCGUGGAUGACAUCCACUUCCUGGUGCUGCAGAACCUGGUCCAGAGCACGCUGGCCCUCUCGGACAGCCAGAUGGAGUCCUGCCGCUCCUUCCAGACCUUCCGCCUGUACCGGGGCUAUAAGGACCACAUCCUCGUGAAGGCCUUCAUGGAGUGCCAGAAGCGGAGCCUGGUCAACCGGCGCCGCGUCAACCACAUGCUCGGCCCGAAGAAAAACCGGGCUCUGCCCUUCGUGCCCAUGUCCUACCAGUUGUCCCAGACCUACUACAGGAUCUUUACCUGGCGGUUUCCAAGCACCGUCUGCACGGAGUCGUUCCAGUUCUUCAAGAAACUCCUGGCUGCCGGCAAGCUGGACCAGCCUGAUAACUUCUCCUUCAAAGACCAGGAUAAUCACGAGCCUGUGCGGGACAUGGUGGCAUUUUCUCUGGACGGCCCCGGGGGACACUGCGUGGCCGUCCUGACCCUCUUCUCCCUGGGCCUCCUUUCCGUGGACGUCCGGAUCCCGGAGCAGAUCGUGGUGGUGGACAGCUCCAUGGUGGAGAACGAGGUCAUUAAGAGCCUGGGGAAGGACGGGGGCUUGGAUGAGGAUGACGACGAGGAGGAGGACCUGGACGAGGGCGCUGGGGGCAAGCACCGGGCCAUCGAGGUGAAAGCCCGCCAGGCCUCCCACACCAACUACCUGCUGAUGCGGGGCUACUGCGCGCCCGGCAUCGUCAGCACCCGCAACCUGAGCCCCAACGACAGCAUCGUGGUGAACUCCUGCCUGGUGAAGUUCCGGCUCCGCCGCACGCCCGCGCCCGCCCGGCUCUGGCCUGUCGCCACGUCCCUGGAAGAGCUCCCGGUGGGCAUCUCCUGCCUCCCUGACACGUUCACCAGGCUCCUACAUAGCCAGGAGGGCCCCUGCAGCCUGGAAGAGUUUGUCCACCAGGUGGAGCUGUCCGGCUACGAACCCGGCGACGUGUGCGCGGCGCUGGAGGUCCAGGGCGCCAUCGCGGCCACGGGCUGCUUCGGAGUGGACAGAGUGGAGCUGAGCACGUGGUUCUCCGCCUUCGAGAGGACAGACAGCGAGCGCACCAGGACCUUUGCAGACUACAUCCAGGACCUCCUGGAGCACCACCAGGUGGUGGAGGUCGGCGGCAACACGGUUCGCCUGGUGGCCAUGGCCUCCGCCCAGCCCUGGCUCCUGCACUCGGUGCAGCUAAGGGGCAAAAAGGAGGAUGUGGACGCUCAGAGAUCAGGCCCCCGGGGCGCCAAGAGGCGUGCCAGCUGGACAAGCGGCACCACACCCCAUGCGGGUGGGGAUACUGACCUGGAGAGUCCCCAGAAGCCCCCCGCUAAGAGGCCUACGCUCCAGGAUGUGCGCUUGGCACUGGGCCCCGAGCCCAGAGCAGCCGAGCAGCCAGAGGCCCCAGUAGCAGCUCCCGGGGCCGUGGGCGUGAAGGAGCUCAGCCCGGGGGCGCCGGACGCCAGCCAGGAGCUCCGAGAUGACCUCGGGGUCCCCAGCCCUCUCAGCCAGGAGCCACCAAGCUGUCGGGCCCAGCUGCCACAGGGAUCAGAGGACCCCAGAGGUGGAGCAGAGAGUUCUGUGGCCGCCAACCUGUCCCAAGUAGCAUGGGAAAAGGACUGCGAGGGCAUUUCGUUCGUGGCCCGCCCGUGGCGCAUCGUGGACGGCCACCUGAACGUGCCAGUGUGCAAGGGCAUGAUGGAGGCCGUGCUGUACCACAUCAUGACCCGGCCCGGCAUCCCCGAGAGCCACCUGCUGCAGCACUACCAGGGCGUGCUGCAGCCUGUCGCCGUGCUCGAGCUGCUCCAGGGCCUGGAGUCCCUGGGCUGCAUUAAGAAGUGCUUGCUGAGGAAGCCCGCGGCCGUCUCUCUCUUCUCCAAGCCCCGGGUGCCGGAGGCCCAGGCGCCCCCCAGCCUGAGCGGGAGCCCCACGGUGUUCUACGAGCCCACGCUGGACUGCACCCUGCGACUGGGCCGCGUGUUCCCCCCCGAGGUCAACUGGAACAAGUGGAUCCACUUGUGAGGUGGGGGUCACCGCGGCCGAGUGCCCCUGGGCGGCAGGGCCCCAGCGGGGACUUCUCACUCCAGGCGGGACACCUGACUGAGCCCCUGGAGAGGAGCCUGUGCGUCCCUCUUCAGCCUGGCCAGCUGCCCGCAGGCUCCUUCCUGCCGCUGCAGCCCAGGAGCCACGGAGGCCUGGGAUCUGUGUGCUCUUUUCACCCCUUUUCUCUUACAAACAAAAAAAACACAUCUCUGGGCAUGUAUUUAUUUUGUGUUUUUUUAAUUAAAGUGAAGUAAAAUGCA